Messenger RNA from Heteronotia binoei (common prickly gecko), 6054 nucleotides. It is a transcript of the gene ERMP1, whose product is annotated as endoplasmic reticulum metallopeptidase 1. The record is from RefSeq and is a predicted model, not a curated record. Bases 81 to 2756 code for a protein of 891 amino acids. The transcript has 15 exons. NCBI's taxonomy places the organism in Eukaryota, Metazoa, Chordata, Lepidosauria, Squamata, Gekkonidae. Gene Ontology annotation, biological process: proteolysis. Gene Ontology annotation, molecular function: metalloexopeptidase activity.
GUCGCCCUGCAGCAGCAGUAGCUGCAGCAGCAAGUCUGCCCUGGGAGCGCUUGGACGGUGUGACCGGCGUUCGGGGCUUUAUGGAGCGGGACUCGGCUGCAGUCGGAGCCGUUAGGCGCCUCCGUACCCAGGCUCCGCAGCAGCAUCACUACCACGACCACCAGCAGCGGCGACGACGACGACAUCCUGAAAAAGACGAAGACGGGUGGGACGGGAAAAAACCCGGUGCAGGCGGCUCUCUGAGGUUGCUGCCCGAGGCGCGCGCCUCGCUAGUGCUUCUGCUCUACUUGCUCGGGCUGCGCGUGAUCGUGCACGUCUCCCUUCUGCGGCUUCUGCAGGUGCCGCGAGACCCGAAGGAGUUCGAUGCUUUUCGCGCCAGGGCAUAUUUAGAAAAUAUUACUGCAAUUGGCCCCAGGGUUGUUGGAAGUCCAGAAAAUGAAAUCCUUACAGUCAACUACCUCUUACAACAGAUUAAAGCAAUUGAAAGUGAAAGCAGUGAUGUCCACAAGAUCUCUAUAGAUAUACAAAGGCCAACAGGCACCUUCAGUAUUGACUUUCUUGGAGGCUUCACCAGUUACUAUGAUAAUAUUACAAAUGUGGUGGUUAAAUUGGAACCUAGAAGUGGAGCUGAGCAUGCAGUACUGUCCAACUGUCACUUUGACUCUGUACCAAAUACCCCUGGUGCCAGUGAUGAUGCUGUAAGCUGUUCUGUGAUGCUAGAGAUACUGCACACUCUUUCAAAAUCUCCUGAACCGUUGCAGCAUGCUAUUAUCUUUCUUUUCAAUGGUGCAGAAGAAAGUAUCCUGCAGGCUAGUCAUGGCUUCAUUACACAGCACCAUUGGACUAAAUCAAUUAGAGCAUUUAUUAAUCUGGAGGCUGCUGGAGUAGGAGGGAAAGAGCUUGUAUUUCAAACAGGACCUGAAAACCCUUGGCUGGUGCAAGCAUAUAUCUCUGCUGCAAAACAUCCUUUUGCAUGUAUUGUCGCUCAAGAAAUAUUUCAAAUGGGCAUUAUCCCAGCAGAGACAGAUUUCCGUAUUUACAGGGACUUUGGGAACAUUCCAGGAAUAGACCUGGCUUUCAUUGAAAAUGGCUACAUCUAUCACACGAAGUAUGACACGGCAGACAGAAUUCUGACAGAUUCCAUUCAGAGAGCAGGAGACAAUAUCUUAGGUGUGCUAAAAUACUUAGCAAAAUCAGAUAACCUGGCCAAAUCUUCUGAAUAUCGACAUGGAAAUAUUGUCUUCUUUGAUAUCCUUGGUAUGUUUGUUCUGGCUUACCCAGCUCGUGUAGGUGCCAUUUUGAACUACGUCAUCACAGCACUGGCUGUUCUUUAUCUAGGCAAAAAAAUAUUACAGCCCAGAAAGCGAGCAAUUAGUUACCUGAAGGAACUUGCCAUUGCAUUUUUCUUCACAGUUCUGAGUUGGCUCACCACCUUCCUUGGCAUACUUAUUGUGGCAGUGUUUAUUUCACUAAUUGGGCGCUCUCUUUCUUGGUAUACUCACUUCUAUGUGUCUGUUUUUCUAUAUGGAACUGCAGCCUUGGCUAAAUUGAUUUUUGUACACACAUGGAUCAAGAGAUUCCAUUAUAAAAAUACAAAUGAACAGUUCCUUGGAGAGAUUUUCUUUGAUGUUUCACUGUUUUUUUGGUCAAUUAAGUUGGCCUCAUUUACAUACCUAGGAUUUUGCUCAGCGUAUGUCAGCGCAAUAUGGAUAGCCUUUCCUCUUCUCACAAAAUUAAUGACUUAUAAAGAGUUCAAAGAAAAAGGUGCCACAAUGAAGUUUCUUCUGAUUUACCUCCUGGGAAUGUUUGUUCCAUGCCUCUACUUAAUGUACCUCAGCUGGAUUACAUAUGAAAUGGUCAUCCCUAUCAUGGGACGGAGUGGUUCAGAAAUUCCACCUGAUAUAUUAGUGGCUUUUUUUGUUGUCGUGUCAUCGAUAUUACUUUCUUCUUACUUUAUUAAUUUUAUCUACCUUGCUAGAAGCACGAAAAAGACAUUAUUAACUUUAACCACAGUUUUUGCAGUUGCGUUCAUCCUUGUUUGCAGUGGCGUCUUCUUCCCUUAUAGUUCAGAUUUGGCAAACCCAAGGCCUAAGCGAAUAUUUCUUCAGCACUUGAACAGAAGAUUUCAUGAUCUGAAUGGCCACUUGGCAAAAAGCGACUCGGGAAUAUGGAUUAAUGGGCUCGACUAUGGUGGAAUGUCGCACAUCACUCCUCAUAUUCCUGAACUCAAUGACACGAUUAGAACAAAAUGUGAGGAAGAGUCACCUUUCUGUGGAUUACCUUGGAUCCUUCCUGUGAACUUUCUUUUUAGGAAAAAUUGGUAUCUUCCUGCUCCAGUGCUUAUACCAAAGGACUCUAUUCAAUUUCAGCUUCUAUCCAAAGAGCAAAUGCCCUGGGAUGCUACGAAGUUGACCUUUGAAAUAUCAGGUCCAAGUCAUAUGUCACUAUACCUUCGACCACAUCAAGGGGUGACAUUGUCCAGGUGGUCCCUUGGAGAUGGAACUCCUGUUGUUAAUAUAGACGGGGAUUACUUUGUGUAUUAUUCACAUGGGCUUCAGGCCUUGCCAUGGCGCUUCUGGAUUGAGAUGAAGGCCUCAGAUGAGCCAGCCAAAGGAAUGGUCACCCUUGCUAUAGCUACUCAUUAUUGCUUUGGGGAAGAUCAGAAGUCACCCCAGUUACAUGGCUUAUUAGAAAGAUUUCCCAGUUGGACAGUUCUCUCCAGUUGGGUCUCCACUUAUGACCAAUUUAUCUUUUAAUCCAGAAGUAAUGUAAAGGUCACUUGGGUGAUGGAUACUGAAUAACAGCUUUGAUUCAUAGGGAGAUUGGGCAAGUCAGAGGAGACAGUAUUUUAAAUUGUGGUGAAUAACACUUUACCUGCAAGGGUAUUUCUAUGGCAGCUUGAAUACCUUAAAAAAAGUGGUGAAGUUACCAGUUUCCCUCUUUGGCGAAAAGAAGAGCCUCUGUGCUUUUAUGCAAUACAGACCACCCAUUUCUCCCACUUGAAUGGCCAGCAUGCCUGUGAUGGACUUAACCAGGAAGGCCAUUGUAAAGCCAUAUUCCAAAGGCAAGGUUCAUGUUGUCUUGUAACAAAAGCUUUUGAGCUGGAGUUCUGAAUACAAUGAGGUAAAUAUUUAAUGAGCUUUAAAUAAUGUUGAGUGCUACUUUCCCUAAACACUUGUCAAUCCUUUGUAAUCAUCUGAACUAAGGCUUUGACUUAAGAGACUUUUGUGACUGUACAUCAUGGAGGAUAAGCAAGUGUUAAGUGAUCACAGUUCUGAGGCAAAGAUGCCCACUCUAUAGUCAAAGUUCUUUAAAGUCAGAUAGACUGAUUAGCAGUCUCUUUAGAACCCAAAUUUUUCCUAUGUUAACCUGUUCCAUCUUUUUAACACUUUUCCUUUCUGGAUUCUUGAGCUGAUGCUUUAAUUAGUCUAUUUUCAGUAGAAGUUGGAUAACCUACCUUCUGCUCUGUAGGGACCAAGCAGUAUGAAGGGCAGACUUAUCAGAUGCAAACACAGAAGCUCUAUGUUCUAUGUUAAGCACUGAGCUACCACUCUGGCCUUCUGUAUGUAUAUAUGUUUUUGUUGUUUUGUAGUUAGCGAAUUGUUGAUUAUUAACUUUUUUUUUCUUAUGAGUUUUUCAUAUUUGGAUUAGGAAAACCUCAUAGGAAAUUCCAUUGCAGUAAAACUUUGAUUUUAUGUCUUAAAGUUGAAAAUAUGUUUGCUUUUAACUGGAAUGAGCAAGAGCGGCACAAAGGCUUUGAAAGUAGUUUGAGUGUCUGGCAAGUGAGUGUCUGGCUCUUCCUUUACCUUUGAUAGCCCUUUCCACCCCCAGCAUAAUAAUCUAAAUAUUCAAAGCCUAAAUAUUUCUGUGCACAGGAAAAACAUGUUUGCAAAAGAAAAGUAUGUUGGCAAGAAAUUACAUUUCCUUACUCAAGAGCAAAAUGGAGGCUGAAAACAGAUGUCAUUAAUCAGGAGCUUUUUGCUGGUGGAUAUAAAACACAAAUGUAUAUGAUGAUAGAACAGAAGCUUCUGAUUCUGUAGAAAAGUUCUGACAGUGCAUAAACACGUUUUCUCCUUGGAACUUUUGUGGAUAAUGUUUAGUUAUAGAAAGUUAUUCAAACAUAAACACUCUAGUCAUUGUGUAGUCAAUUUAUCUUGUCUAAGGAAAAAAAGUCAUUCUUUUUACAGUUUCAAGUUGUCAGUACACAAGUAAUUUGGGCUAUACAAUCCCUUGGUCAUAGAAGGCAUAAAACCAACACUUUCACAUGCUUCUCUGUAAAUACUUUGUAUGAUACUACCUGACUUAUUUUCUGUAAAGAGGCUUUACUACUUUGAACUGCAGAGCCUGUGGAUAGAAAAGCAGUGCUCCAUCCCUCAGUAAAGAUGUGGUUGCACAGAGGUUACACUGCCUCCUUGAGCUUAGGGAAACAUUGCUGCCAAGAUGCCAAAUCAUAUAGGGAGCAAACCAUAGAAGGUUCCAUGCAUAUGUACUGGUUUUCAGGAUGACAUUAACUAUGCUAGUACAGCAUCCCCCAAAGAUGACAAACUGCUCUUCUUUGCACACAAUGCUCCCUAUGUGGGUCAGACCCAGACACUUUACCUUGAUUUAGCACUUUGCCAGCAACUCAAUGCAGACGGUAGGUAACAUGAGAAUUGGAAUCAGUUGCAAUCAUGUUACUUGCUUCUAAAUAAAGACGAUUAAGCACAUUAUCUUAAAGCUCUCACCCAAGCUGUUAUAUUCUUCAGUUUUGUCACUGGGAUAAGUUUUCAUAAUUUGGCUUAUAACUUUAAAAAAACACAGUAAUUCUGAAUUUCAUCAGCGUCGAGUUAUAAAUCACUUCUCAAGACACUCAGAUACAGAAUAAUUGCAAUUUACAAAUCAGGGCAAAACUAGACAUUUAUACAAAAGGCAUAGAUACAGCCAAAAAUAGCAACGAUGUGUUUAGUUUCUUUUCUUAUCCAGCACUGAGGGAUGAUAUUCUCUCUUCCUUUGCCCAUGGCACAAAGGAAGUUCUAGGAGGACCUCGUUUCUUGGCUGCUAUUUUUGGCUGCACUUAUGUGUUUAGUUUAAGAUACAGCUGGACUUUGAGAUAUAGUUGCUUUGCCCAUUAAACCCAAAACAUGCCGAGCAAAGCUGACAAAAAGCGACCUACACAAAGAUGUGUGUGACCUCUUGCCUUAGUAGCAACCAAUUAUGUGUGUAGUAUUUUUGUCUCUUCUGUUGAGAAUUUUCUCCAUUUAGAAGUUUGUCCUAAUUGCCUUAUGCACAUUGGCAGUUUUAUUGUAGAGAAGCGCUUGAAAUGUGUGUCAGUAACUGUUUUCCAAAACUGUACAAUAUAAGCCCACAAAGCCUUUCCUUAAAUUGACUUCCAUUGUGCCUCUAAAUCAUGUUGCAUGCAGCAAUGAAAAAUAUAUUAAAUGUGUCAAAAGGAUGCAAGUAAGUACUAACUUCUCCCUUGGGGAAAAAACUUUGCCUAACUCAGGAUGUUUUUUUUUACAUAGCAGAAUGAAAUAAUGGGAUAUGUGAGUUGUGGUUUUUAUUUAAAAAUACUGAAUUCCUGUGCCUUAUUCAAAAGUACUUAAUUGUUCAGCACAGGAAUUAUUUGAACUUGUCUUCCUCUGUUCUGGCCUUGCACUGAAAGCUUUGUGUGACAAAAUGAGCUUGAGAAUAAAAGAUACUGAGUUUAUUACAAGUCAAAUCUAACUAGCAGUAUACUCGAUUGUUGUUUAUGUAUACUUUAUUACUAUGAAGGUUUUUUAUGCACCUUUGACUGGACUUUACUACUUUAGACUGUAUGUGGCAUGCACCUUUAUACAAAGGUUCCUGCUCAUGUGAAUGAGUCUAUGCUUACUAUGCUGAGGUUCUUCUGGCUUUCUAGCAGGAAGAUUGAUAACCUAACCUGCUAUCUGAAAUGGGCGGGGGUGGGUGGAGAAAGAAAAGACUACUGUUAAAAAAAGGCUUUAGAACAGAUUCGAAAAUAAGAAAAACAUUAAAAGGCAAAUUGAAUGGAAUGUUAACUGAACUGAUGCUCAAUAAAAUGAUUUUAUGAAGAAA